GCUUUGUCAAUGCUGCGACACUUCAAUGUGCGUCUUUGUCCUCGGGGACUAGCCUUCACCUCAUGGAUAUCAAUUUGAACAUUUCGAAACCCCUCACCUUGAUACAUCUUCCGUGUUUACCACCGUGACAAUGAACUGUUAACCCAUCAUUCAGCCAAUACCUUACAUUCUCCUCUUCAUUUCAGAAGUCAUUCAUCGAAGUUGAUCAGUGGUGCUUGUAUAGUAUCAGGUUAGACAUGAACGAAGACAAAGUUGAGCCUCGCAGCACGGAGAAGAAGUCGCUUGGAAAAUGGGUCCAAAGUCACUUUCACCCAAGGCCAGCGGAUGAUGACGGACCCCAAGACUGGUGGGUUGCGUCCACUGCAAUCCCAUUAAUAGCAGCUACGUCGGCACCUCUCGCGAACCUUAUGUCGAUCAUUGCACUUGUGAUGCCGUGGAAGAGCAAACUUCUUGGCCGAACCGACUCAUCCGGUGCCCAGGUGCAGGAACUCAUGCGAGACCCUCGAUGGUGCAUAGCACUUAAUGCUACGUCACUUGCAUGUGGGAUCGCCGGCAAUAUUUUCCUGCUCUUCAACUUCACGCGGACUAUGCGGUAUAUUAUAGCCUUGCCCGCAUCUAUCAUUCUCUGGUGCUUGUCCACGGCUAUCCUGAUUGGUAUAACGGCCGCGACACAUAUCUAUGACAGUCCAGUACCGCCUGAUGAGACAUACUCCCAGGCAUACUGGAGUGCGGUCAUCGCAGCAGCUCUCUAUUUCUUGCUUACCGUCAUUUUGAUGAUCAACAUGUGGGGAUACGUUCGCGGACACUAUCCGCAGUAUUUUGCCCUCACUGACGGUCAGAGAACGCUGAUCUUGCAGACUACCGCAUUUGUGGUAUGGUUACUAAUAGGCGCUGCAAUCUUCCAUGCGGUCAUCGACAUUUCAUUUGCAGAUGCACUCUAUUUCUCUGACGUCACGAUUUUAACCCUGGGUUACGGCGAUAUCACUCCUCCAACUUCCGUUGGGAAAGGCCUGGUGUUUCCUUAUGCGGUGAUGGGCAUCAUAAUACUGGGCCUUGUGGUAGGAAGUAUCCAUGACUUUGCCCGGGAGCUGCAAUACGACAACGUCGUGCGAAAGCAUGUUGAACGAAAGCGGCAAGCAACCAUUCAGCACUCCAUUUCCCUGGAACCAGGUUCAGAAGCGCCACAUCUUGAUUUUACCCCAAAGAACCUACGAAAGUCAGGCAAGCGAAGCACUAUCGACGCAUUCUCUCUCGUCGGCCGACCAAAGGUCCUUAUUAUGAGAGAAGAGAAAGACCGAUUCGAUGCCAUGCGUGCGAUUCAGUACGAAACUGUCCUUUUCCGUCGGUGGUACAACCUGGUUCUCAGUCUCAUUAUGUUUGGAAUAGUCUGGACGUGCGGUGCUGUCGUUUUCUGGAAGCUUGAAGACAUCACUUAUUUCGACGCAUUAUACUUCGGAUUUUGCUCGCUCCUGACGAUCGGGUAUGGGGAUUUCACACCAACAACCAACGCAUCGAGGCCCUUUUUUAUCGUCUGGUCCCUUAUUUCCAUUCCCACCAUGACAGUUCUGAUCUCGGAAAUGAGCGACACCAUUGUUCUCGCAUUCAAGCACGCCACCAGCGUUUUCGCAGACUGGACCGUCCUCCCGCAUUCGGGGAAAUACAGGAAGUUCCUUCGCAGGUUCCCAACCAUAUACGCUGCUCUCCAGCGUCGCGAAGAAAAAAGACGGGUGGCCCAAGGCUUUCACGUUGGUGUGGACGAUGCAGAAAACGGGACCAGCCAUCCACACAACAGCUCAGAACACCCCCCCGCAAGAUCGAUCGAAGAACUCGCCAGCGAACCAGACACAGCCUCAGGGAAUGCGUCAGGAGCAGCCUCCUCAGGCUUCCAGCUUGCACAGCAACUCGCAUAUGCGAUCCAGCGAACGACCAAGGACGUUGUGGCGGGAGAUCCGAAACGAUAUAGCUACGAAGAGUGGGUAGCGUUCACGCGACUCAUUCGGUUCACGGAUCCAAGCCCCGACAGAGUAGAAAUACACGAGGAUGACUAUGGCAUCCUGAACUGGGACUGGAUUGGCAAAACGAGUCCGAUGUUAGCGACGGAGACCGAGCCGGAGUGGGUUCUAAAUCGGCUCUGCGAAAGUCUGAUUCGGUAUAUUGAUAUCCAGGCACGAAAUGCAAGCACGACAAGGGACGAGGAUGAGCCGACAUUAAGAAAACAGAGAGAGAUCAGAUUCGAGGAUGAAUAAAUAACCAACCCUUCAUGUACAUACUUUUUGAUCUAUGUCUAUAACCACACCGAGAUAGAACCCCGGUAUUC
Messenger RNA from Aspergillus ibericus CBS 121593, 2317 nucleotides. RefSeq names its product potassium channel family protein. The record is from RefSeq and is a predicted model, not a curated record. Bases 237 to 2246 code for a protein of 669 amino acids. The transcript has 2 exons. Gene Ontology annotation, biological process: potassium ion transmembrane transport; stabilization of membrane potential. Gene Ontology annotation, cellular component: membrane. Gene Ontology annotation, molecular function: potassium ion leak channel activity. Lineage: Eukaryota; Fungi; Ascomycota; Eurotiomycetes; Eurotiales; Aspergillaceae.